Molecule: messenger RNA, 1041 nt
Organism: Phalacrocorax carbo (great cormorant)
Lineage: Eukaryota; Metazoa; Chordata; Aves; Suliformes; Phalacrocoracidae
Source: RefSeq, a predicted model, not a curated record
AUGCCUGGGUUGGCAGAUCUGCAGAAGCAGGGACUUUCGUGCUUUUUCAACACCCAGCUGGUGGCCUGGGCAGAUGUUGCACUCCUCUGCUGCCUCCUGUUGCUUGUGCCAUCCAUCUGCUCCAUCAUUCGGUCCACCAUCCAGAAACCCUGUGUUGUGUACAGCCUCAUCACAGCCAUCUCUCUCCUCAGUGUACCCCUGAGCCCUGGGGGUACCCAGCCCCUGCAGUCGGGCCAGUCCUGGCCUUCUGCUGAGGCGACCAGUGAGGGGCAAAAUGUGACUCUGCUCUGCAUGCUGCGGGUGAGGUUGUUUACUGUUAAAAGGUUUGCACAUCCUGCAGAAGGGAAAAUAAGAGUCAAUGCUGAAUGGCUGGUGGCCAUUUUCUACACAGCCCUGAACAACAGCACAUGGUACAGCCUGUCUCACCAGAAGGCACUGAAAUGACUCAGUGACCUCUGUUUUCCUGAACACUACCCCAUCUGUGCAGCACAGAAACUUUGCCCACGGCUGGCAUGCAAAAGCUUCGUCAGCAAAGGUUUUGCCUUUCCAGUGCCUCAAGAGGGGAGUAAAACCUUCCCCUGGUUUGAUCUGGCAGCUGCACAACUGAGAGAGUCUCCCUUUAGCUGGCUGCUAGAAAAGAGUGAGCUUGCCCGGUGCCAUCUUGCUCUCCCAUACCAGGCAUCCUUUAGAGACUGGCCUACAAAGAAUCGUGGGCUGAUCAGCACCAAGACAGCUCUUACUCCAGCUGUAGUGGAGCCUGGUGUAACACUGGAUGACAAGUCUCCAUUCUCCACAGAUGCUUCCAACGUUUUCUCAGGAAUAACAGAGGAAACUGCUGACUAUUAGUCUAAAUCCUUGCAAACUAGAACAAAGCCCAUGGCAGAAUGCUUUGAUGAGAUCUUGUCCCAGCCCCCUCAAGGGACUGAGAGGUGCAAGAACCAGCUCUUGGACUCUUUAAAAUAUUCCAUAUGUACACACUUGCUUCUACAAGUUUCACUGUCUAGACUGCUCAGAAAACCUGCUUCUCCCCUGGCUGCCUGA